GAGAGAGUCAUGAUGUCAUUCUGAAAAGUUCUCUCUCUCUUUCACACACAUAGAGAGGUGGUGAUUUUGCUCUCCUUCCACAUAUAGGGCUGUUUUUUUUUCCCCCUGAAGUUUGUUGACUUGUUUGGAGAGUCGUGAUCGGAAUAGCCUGGGAUUACUCUUUCCUUUCUAGGAUAUAGAACCAACACACACACACACACACGCAGUGAGAAGCGGACGGUGGUCAGUAAGAAAAAUGAACCGGAGUUUUAAUAAUAAGGCGCAGAUUUUGCGCCACUCGAACCUGGAUGCGGUGGAAGUCAAAAGCAAAUAUGGUGCGGAGUUCCGCAGGUUUUCAGUGAACCGAAUGAAGCCUGGCAAAUUUGAGGAGUUCUUUAAGCUGAUCGUGAACCUCCACCGUAUCGCCAACAUGGAGGUGAUGAUUGGAUAUGCUGACGUUCAUGGAGACCUGCUGCCCAUCAACAACGAUGACAACUUCUGCAAGGCUGUGUCCACGGCACACCCGCUGCUCCGGAUCUUUAUCCAAAGACAAGAGGAAAUUGACUACAGCACCUUCGGCACCAACACGCUGACCCGAAAGAAAAAGGCCGGGGUCGCCCUACGCAACGACCUGAACAGGAAGCGGCCACACCUGCGCAUCGGCCUUCCGCAGGACUUCCGUCCUGUGUCCUCCAUCAUCGACGUGGACAUCGUGCCCGAGUCGCACCGGCGUGUGAGGUUGUACCGUCAUGGCUCACACAAACCGCUCGGGUUCUACAUCCGAGACGGCACCAGCGUACGCGUUACAGCACACGGCCUCGAGAAGGUGCCGGGUAUCUUCAUCUCGCGCCUGGUCCCUGGCGGCCUGGCUGAAGGAACAGGUCUGCUCGCCGUCAACGAUGAGGUUCUUGAGGUCAAUGGAAUCGAGGUGACGGGGAAGACUCUGGACCAGGUCACCGACAUGAUGAUCGCCAACAGCCACAACUUGAUCGUUACGGUGAAGCCGGCUAAUCAGCGUAACAACGUCGUGCGCGCCAGCCGCGUGUCAGGAAGUUCGGGUCAGUCUUCGGAUAGCAGCAGCAGCUCGGGCAUGCAGUCUCUGCCCUCUUCCAUGCCCGCUGUGAGCUCCAGCUACGGCCACGAUGACCUGGACAGUGACGAAGAGUCGGACAUCGUCAUUGAGAACAGCAUCGGCCGCCAAACUCGCCAUUCGAACGCCUCUCUGGCAUCUCUCACGUCUCGAUCCACUCAGUUGACCUCCGCCUCGCCUCCCAAACCCCAAAGCAGACCGCUCUCCGUCGUGUCCACGGCUUCCUUCCAUUCUAACGCCAGCCUCAACGGAACAGGCCAUAACAGCCUGAGCUACAGGCUUCACAGAGACCUCAGCCUCCAUCACACACCCUACAACGGCGCCAGAGAAAGCAAUGGCAGCCUCCACAAAAUCCUCAGCAGCCUGAGAACGGACCCUCGGCACAGCCUGGCGCUGCCCAGCGGCGGUGUAGAGGAGGACGGCAUGGUCAUCACUUUAUAACACACACACACGCUUCAUAAAAAUCGCCCUCGGAGCAUAAUCUCACCCAGAGACUCGACAGCCUGGGGCAACAGACUUGACGGGGGACUUCACUGCUUUCUUAAAGCCUUUUGUAAAAUGUAAUUUAACAUCUUGAAUUUUUACUUGUUCUUAAAUAACGUGUCUUAUCUUAUCUGUCAAGGGAUGCAUAGGGAAUAGUGUGGUACAUUUAUCUUUUUUUUUUUGUUUUUAUUUUUCGUUUUCCAGAGCCACUAAUUGCAUACUAAUUUAACACGAAUGUCAUUUAUAUCAAGAUUCAUAUAUAGAAAUCAUGUUUUGUGUUUUGUUUUCCGAACGUCUCAUUGGAAAAGCUGGCAGGUUUCGGCCUCGCUGUGGCUUCUUACGUACAGUACAGUAUAUCAAACAUCUUCUGCUAGCACAAACAGUCCACUGGAAUUCUGGGAGAAAUAAAUAAUCAACACUAAUGUAUUAACACGCGCUUUUUCAUGACUUUACCAAAGUGUUAAACGUCUCAGUGUUUUGUGGCCUUGUAUCUUAUCUCAUUCCAGCAGCCUGAGGAUUAUAGAUUAUGUAGGAAAAUACACUGUAAUUUCAUGAAUCACUGUAAUUUCAUGGAUCAAGAUUUUUCUAGUUCUUUCUUUGCAAACAUUCUUGAUGAUGCGUCUUAGGAGUAAGGUGGAUUUACUCUUUUGCUUGGAUAUGCGUACUUGCAGUUGAGGGCUUUUUUCCUCUAAUUGUAUUAUGAAUGAGCACGUGUGGAAUCCAGUGACCAAAACCAGUGUUAAACAAAUCCCCAAUUUUAACCCUUUUUUUUUUUUUUUUUUUCUGCGUUCUGGUAAUUGGAUGUGUCCAAACCCUUGAGGUUUUCUGACAAACAAGCGCACAUUUUUGUCAAUGAAUUCUCAGUUCGGGCUCAUGAUGUGUCUGUUCUCCAGAGGUGCUUCAGCUCUCGGCUUAUUUAGCUUCCAGAUGCAGGUGCUAACUGUCCUUAAAGGAAGCCCUGCCUCCCUCACAGUGGUAUCAGAGAUGAAAUGAGCUGCUUCUGUUUUCACUUAUGACAUUCUACAUUACCCACAGUGCCAAUGGGAUUUAGCCCUGUCUUCAUCUCUACCUAAGACAGCGAUGCAGCGGAGCUUUAAUCCUUUCAGCUGUCCAGCUCGCUCUCACUUUUCUUAAACACAUCAGCUUAAACUUUUCAUGCUAAUACCACUGUAAGCGUCAUCAUCUCGUAGGUCUUUGACGAGCUGAGCCGAGCCGAGUCUCUGCCGUAGCUCAUCGCAGAUUUGUCGUCCAGCUGCAUUGCAUUCUGGGAGUCCAGGGUUUGCGCCAACUUCUCUGCUACUUCUGUGUUUAUUUCUCGUUAAUGUGACAUCCUUAAUGUGACAUCAGCAUGACGUAUCACUGCUAGAUUCUCACAGGAAUGAAAAAAUGUAUAGUAGCAACCAACAAAUUAGCACCAGAAUCGGUAAUUUUUUUUUUCUUUUUUUUCCCCCAAUGGUAGGGUCUUUUAAUGUGCACUUUUAUCACCACUGGAUCUGGGAACAAUCAUUAUAUAAAGCAUGAAUCCUACCCUUGAGUUAACAAAUGGGGUGUUUGGGUGUCAUCUGUUUGUCCUGUCUCACUCGCUUUUUGACGGUGUGCGCACUCUGGGUUACCUUUUAAUAUUUUUCUUUAAAUGAGCGCAUUAAUAUUUUGCAGUUGUAGCCAAUUUGUAUCCACGUAAACUUCAUGAUCCUGUGUAUCUUUGACCCAAACCUGGGACUCUGGAUAACUCAUAACUCUUGUGUCUGCUAGAAUCUGGCUGCUGAAUGUUCCGUAGUUUUUCAGUUCACUUGUAUAUCCAUGUCACCCUCUGCUGGUCGCUACUGGAGUUCAUCAACCUACCAGGAACCACCUCAAAUCGGAGUAAAUAUAUAUUUAUUCUGCAGAAUUUCUGAAAUUUAUAUGUUGUUUCGGUGUCUUUUGGUUUCUUUGUUCAUUUUUUUUUCUCUCUGUACAACAGUUUAAAGUUUGAAUAAAAAUCUUGAUUUUA
This is a messenger RNA of Neoarius graeffei (lesser salmon catfish), 3542 nucleotides long. It is a transcript of the gene pard6gb, whose product is annotated as par-6 family cell polarity regulator gamma b. The record is from RefSeq and is a predicted model, not a curated record. The transcript has 3 exons. NCBI's taxonomy places the organism in Eukaryota, Metazoa, Chordata, Actinopteri, Siluriformes, Ariidae. Gene Ontology annotation, molecular function: protein kinase C binding. Gene Ontology annotation, cellular component: cell cortex; nucleus; apical plasma membrane. Bases 236 to 1510 code for a protein of 424 amino acids. Gene Ontology annotation, biological process: centrosome cycle; establishment or maintenance of cell polarity; regulation of cellular localization.